Molecule: messenger RNA, 969 nt
Organism: Eurytemora carolleeae
Lineage: Eukaryota; Metazoa; Arthropoda; Copepoda; Calanoida; Temoridae
Product: actin, muscle
Exons: 1
Coding region: 100-873 (257 amino acids)
Biological process (GO): mitotic cytokinesis
Source: RefSeq, a predicted model, not a curated record
AAAGUUGNCACCUUCUUUAACGAGCUCCGUGUCGCCCCCGAGGAGCAGCCCGUCCUGCUUACUGAGGCUCCCCUCAACCCCAAGGCCAACAGGGAGAAGAUGACACAGAUCAUGUUCGAGACCUUCAACUCUCCUGCUAUGUACAUUGCCAUCCAGGCCGUCCUCUCCCUUUAUGCUUCCGGUCGUACUACUGGUAUCGUCAUGGACUCCGGAGAUGGUGUUUCCCACACCGUUCCCAUCUAUGAAGGUUAUGCUCUCCCCCACGCCAUCCUUCGUCUGGAUCUGGCUGGUCGUGAACUGACAAACUACCUCAUGAAGAUUCUGACUGAGAGAGGAUACUCCUUCACCACAACCGCCGAGAGGGAGAUUGUCAGGGACAUCAAGGAGAAGCUGUGCUAUGUUGCCCUGGACUUUGAGCAGGAGAUGGCCACCGCUGCUGCCUCCACCUCCCUGGAGAAGUCCUAUGAGCUUCCCGACGGUCAGGUCAUCACCAUCGGUAAUGAGAGGUUCAGGUGCCCUGAGGCCCUCUUCCAGCCUUCCUUCCUUGGAAUGGAAUCCUGCGGAGUCCACGAGACUGUCUACAACUCUAUCAUGAAGUGCGACGUUGAUAUCCGUAAGGACCUGUACGCCAACACCGUCAUGUCCGGAGGUACCACCAUGUACCCCGGUAUUGCUGACAGGAUGCAGAAGGAGAUCACAGCCCUGGCUCCCUCCACCAUUAAGAUCAAGAUCAUUGCUCCCCCUGAGAGGAAGUACUCCGUAUGGAUCGGUGGAUCCAUCCUGGCCUCCCUCUCCACCUUCCAGCAGAUGUGGAUCACAAAACAAGAAUACGAUGAGUGCGGUCCAUCUAUUGUUCACAGAAAAUGCUUUUAGAUAAUUAUGUUUACAAUAUAAUCCUGUGUGAUUAAUCUUAGAUGCAACAAAAUAUUUAAAUUUCAUCCCGGAGAAUAAAUCUUAAUUAGGUUCGUU